This is a messenger RNA of Scheffersomyces amazonensis, 1842 nucleotides long. RefSeq names its product MFS efflux transporter. Lineage: Eukaryota; Fungi; Ascomycota; Pichiomycetes; Serinales; Debaryomycetaceae. Gene Ontology annotation, cellular component: plasma membrane. Gene Ontology annotation, molecular function: transmembrane transporter activity. Gene Ontology annotation, biological process: transmembrane transport. The coding region runs from base 78 to 1772 and encodes 564 amino acids. The transcript has a single exon. The record is from RefSeq and is a predicted model, not a curated record.
AUAUAAGUAAUGGAAAAUAUUCUACUUUGUAGUUCUUGUAUUUCUAAAAUAAUAUCAUUGAAAAGAAUAAAAUCGACAUGAAAGAAAAAAGUAAUAUUGUUAUAGUACUGGAAAGAGUUAUUCCUGAAAAAGAUUCUUUAGCUGACAAACUAGGGGACACUCAUUAUAAUGUUCUUCCAACUAGAAAGAUUAUUAUCAUUUUAUUAACUCUUUCGUUUGGUCAACUUGUCUCAUUUAUGGAUCAAACUUCCAUCACAGUGGCUCUACCUUACAUCGCAAAAGAUUUAAAUGCCCAAGAAACCAUAAAUUGGGCUGGAUCAGCUUCCUUGCUAGCAAAUUGUGUUUGCCAAGUUUUAUUUGGAAGGAUGUCAGAUAUUUUUGGAAGGAAAAAUGUUCUCAUGUCUUGUCUUUUAAUUUUGGUCAUUGGAGAUAUAGCAUGUGGUCUUUCUCAAACUGGAGUUCAAUUCUAUAUUUUCCGAGCUUUUGCUGGUAUUGGAAAUGGUGGUGUUUCGUCUUUGGGAAUGGUAAUUUUGAGUGAUAUCGUAACAUUGGAACAGAGAGGUAGAUUUCAGGGUAUUCUCGGUGCAAGUGUGGGAAUUGCUAAUGCUAUUGGACCAUUCAUCAUGUCUGCAUUUAUUACACAUUCAAGUUGGAGAAGCUUUUACUAUUUCUUAGCUCCAUUUGGAGUUGUGGUGAUAAUUGCUGUCUUCUUUUUAAUAGAGAGUCCUCAUAAACAACUCAAUGAAGUUCUUUCCAAAACAGAAAAGUUCAAAAAGAUUGAUUAUCUAGGUAUACUUACAGCUACAGCUGCGUUGACUUUCAUACUUGUACCAUUAAGUGGAGGUGGAUCUGCUUAUGCCUGGAAUAGCCCAAUUGUUAUUGUCCUUUUUGUCCUUGGAGGUUGUUUCCUAAUUAUAUUUUUGUUGAUUGAGUGGAAAAUCCCAGAGCUCCCCAUGGUACCAUUGCAUAUUUUUAAGAAUCCAACAUUAUGUAUAUUGAUGAUAUGCAAUAUCCUCUUUGGAGGUGCAUACUACAGUUUUAUGUACUACUUACCUUACUUCUGUCAGAUUGUGAAAGAUUUUGAUGUAACUCAAACUUCAAUUUUAUAUUUACCACUUGUGUUAAGCCAAGCAACCAUGUCUGCAGUUGCUGGACAACUUAUAACAUAUUCAGGCCAUUAUGGGUACAUUGUUGGCACCGGAUAUUUCCUUUGGUGUUUGUCUUGUAUUUUGUUGGUAUUUUGGAAUGAAAAAAUCAAAACAGUAUAUUGCGUAUUAAUAUUAUUGGUUAUGGGUACGGGUGUUGGGUUUUCAUUCCAACCAUCUAUGGUUGCUGUUCAAGCCAAUUGUAAGAGAGCUGAAAGAGCAGUUGUUAUUUCUGUUAGAAACGUUCUGAGAUCAUUUGGAGGGGCAAUUGCUAUUACUAUGGGAUCAAGUAUUAUAAGUAAUUCCUUGUUAAAUCAAAUUGAGGAGAUUAGAAAAUCUGGGGAAUUACCUCAAUCAUUCUUAGAUCAUUUAUCGAAACAUAUUUAUGAGAAGACUAAUACAAGUGGCCUUUCACUGGAAGAAGUUUUAAUGGUGAAGAGGAUGUACGUUUCAGCUUUGAGGAAAUAUUACUAUGUUUUGAUUGCAUUUAUGAGCUUAUGUUUUGUGGGUUCAUUGUUUGUCAAAGAUAGAGGGUUACAAUGUCUUGAUGAAGAGCCUACAAAUAAGAGCCAGGCAAAAGGUCAACAACCGUAUGAAAGUUCUUCUAGUUCUAGUUCAUCGGUUUAAUUUUAUUUUAUUUUAUUUUAGUUUAUUUUAGUUCAUUUUAUUUUAUUUUUGCUUUUAGUUGAGUUAUGGU